UAAAGUGCAAGAAAUAUUAUCGAUUAUCAUUUGUUUAUAAACAAAUCUUAUCUAUGUUUCCUUCUGUCAUUUUUACUUCAUCAAUACUGCGAUGUGAUUGGUGGUUAUUUGUCUCGUUGUCUUUGAUCGUGAUAUUUUACGCAGUCGAUAAUUUUGUGCAUGGAAAACAAAUGUCAAGAUUUUGCCUAUGUGAACUAAAUGUUGUGUGAAUAUUUUCUCAUAUCUAUCGAUUCACGUUCGUGCAUAUUGUUUUAGGGAUUAUUGUUGGAUUUGUGUGAAUUGCGAUUGUUUGGAAUCACUAAUUGCAAGUGCUGGUACUAAAAAUAUGUUGAAAAACAAUUGUGACGUCACAAUCCCAAUCAGCUGAGGCGGUGUGUGGAGGGAGGGUUGAAUACGAUAAGUGCAGCAAAACAAAUAAGAUGGGAGGUGCAGUGAGCUCCGGGCGCGACAACAAUGAGCUGAUAGACAAUCUGAUGGGGGGCAACUACAUCCGUACGCGGCCGGUGGAGCGCGUGUUCCGCUCGCUCGACCGGGCCGACUACAUGACGCCCGAGGCUCGAGAUCAGGCGUACAAAGACCUAGCCUGGCGGAAUGGGCCGCUACACAUGUCUGCGCCAUGUAUUUAUAGUGAAGUGUUAGAAGGACUUGAGCUGAAGCCGGGGCUCUCGUUCCUGAACAUCGGCUCCGGCACUGGUUACCUGAGCACCCUGGUGGGCCUCAUCAUUGGCUCAGGUGGCAUCAACCAUGGCAUCGAAGUACAUCCAUUUGUCAUGGAGUACGCUGUCAAGAAACUAGGACAGUUCAUAGAGAACUCACCUACUUUGGAUGAGUUUGACUUCUGUGAACCUAAAUUUUAUUGUGGUAAUGGCUUGUGCAUCGCUCCGGUACAAACUCCGUACGAUCGCCUGUACUGCGGCGCCGGCUGCCCUGAAGAGUACCAGACCUAUUUCAAGAAACUCAUCAAGGUGGGCGGCGUGCUGGUGAUGCCGCUGAACGACAACCUGGUGCAAGUGAAGCGCGUCUCCGCCACCCACUGGGUGUCGCGCAACCUGCUCAACGUGUCCUUCGCCACUCUGCGCGUGCCCACCAAGGAAGAGUCAGUUGAACUCGUCAGACUUGACGAGCAGUGCCCGCCGCGGCUGCAGGUGCUGGCGCGCGCGGUGGUGCGCGAGGGCAUGCGCGCGGGGCUGCUGGCGCGCCACCCGCACCUGCGCGAGCCGCCGCCGCGCCGCCCCGCGCCCGCCGCCGCCUGCCCGCGCCGCAUCUGCAUCCCCAUCGAGGACGACAGCGACGUCGAGGGGCUGAAUGCUUUACACGACCUGGAUCACGUGAACGGUGCCAAUGAAAUGAACGCACUGCUGAGCCUCGUGCUCAGCAUGGGACAGAACCGCGUCGCCGGCGCGCUGCGCUUUGACUCGCUCGACUCGCCAUCCGACUCUUCGGCAGACGAGGACGACGACAGCGGAGCCAGCGGAGGCGGCGGCGACGACGGAGGCGGCGGGAACGGAGGCGGCGGGGACGGAGGCGGCGGCGGGGACGGCGGGGACGGCGGCGACCGACCCGCGCGGCCGCCGCGUCCCCCCCGCUCUGACCGCGCUCACGUGCGCUCUCUGCGCGUCGAGCGCCCAGCGCGCGCCGAGCGACACAUCCGCGCCGAGCGCGCCGCCGCCGCAGCCGCGGAAGCCGCUGCUGCCGCCGCCGAGGCCGCAGCCAACGCGGCUGCCGCCGACGCAGCCGCUGACGACGCGGCUGCUGACGACGAGCCGCCCGGCCCUCCGGAGUGCGCCAAGCCCGCGCGCUCCUGCCGCGGCCUGCUUACCUUCGAGUUCCAGGACGACCACCGCUCCCUGCGCCGUGACUCCUCGAUGACCUCCGAAUCCUCGAAGACCUCGACCGACUCCAGGAAGUCAGACCCCCUCAAGGUGCCCGCCGAAGUGGAAAUAUAUUUGGGCAAGGAGGUUCCGAGCACGUCCCGCGACAUGGAAUGGGAGGGCUCGGUGACCGAGCAGAGGGCGGAUUCCUCCAGCGAGGAGGAGACCACGGAGCCAUCCAAGGAGCAGAAGAGGAAGAAGUUGGACAGCGGCAUCGGCGAGGGCACCACCACGUCCAGCAGCGCCUCGCCCGCCAAGUCCGAGUCCGGCGUGUGCGACGAGUCCGACGCCGACAACGUGCGCUCCGACAACCUGUCCGAUAUCGAUGAACAAAAUGUCGAAGGUCGUCGGCGGCGGCAGAAGCGCGGGCGCUGCGCGCUGGGCCCGGCGUCGGCGUCGUCCACGGAGUGGUCGGGCAGCGGCUCGGAGCAGUCCACGUCGACGGGCGGGCGCCGGCGCUGCAAGCGUCGCGCCGGCGCGCGGCCCGCCGAGCCGCGCGGACGGCGCGGAGGCGCGGAGCCGCGGCGCGCGAGCGUGGAGCCGCGGCGCGGAGCAGGCCCCGACGCGCGGCGCGUACGCCUGUCGAUCCUCAUGAAGCGCGGCGUGAAGGAGCUGCCGCUGCCGUACGCGCUCAAGAAAUACGUCAACCUCGGCCGCUGCUUCGAGUUUUAAGCGCAGGUAUGAGCCACUCGCCUGCUACGACUGAAUCACUUGAGAACGCUACUUAUUGCCAACUACCAGCAGAAAACGACAUCCGAAUCGUUACUAUUGUGAGAAAUUAUAUUUCUAAUUCGUGUUUAUACAACUCAAAUUUCGAUUAAAUUGAUAAAGUAAUUUCCGGUAAACCAUGUGAUUGCAUUUGAGCUUUAUAUACACGCUUUUAGGGUAUAUUAUAACUUGCCAAUUAAAUAAAUAAAGAUUGUAGGCACGCACUUUGAUUGCCCGUCUUGCAAAUGACUCCUUAUUCUGCCACGACUUCCAAAUAACUUUCUAGGUGGAAUCGUAUGUGGAGGCUUAUGUUUAUUUUGAAAAUAUCUGCGUAUAUAAUGAAUAGUCGAUUUAAUAUCGAUUAGUACAACUAGUCGAUUACAAACCCAAUUUUGACAAGGGCGACUAGUUGGUGUAAUUUAAUAUUAGAAUUACGCAGUCUUUUCAAUUUAAAAGUAGGUGCCUAUCGGUAAAUUAAAUAUAUUGGACGUGUCAACUGUACAGUCGGGCAUAUAAUCAUACUGGACUGAACUUUAAUGACUGACCAUUGUGUUAGGACUUCUUGAAACUAUGGAAAUAGAAGCAAUUACGUUCAUAAUUUCCUCGAUAACCUCGAUUAGAUUUUGAAGAACAUUCUUUCAUAUUUUAAUAGAGCUAGUUGCCAGGGUCAACUUACCAAACGAACUCUAGUCAGUCAUUGAAUUUCCUUUGUAUACCGUAUAUUAUCAAUAUAUAUUUAAAGACAUUAAUGUUUUAGAGCCAUAAACAGUUUAAUAUUAGUUUUGUCUCAGGUUCAUUCGCGUACCUAUUAGUUACCCAAAGCCAUAGCCAAUUAAUAGCACUGACUUAACAAAAUGGUGUUACCGUCAUUAAAAUGGACAAUGGCAAUCAAGAAGCAUAACUAAUAUUAAAAAGUUAAAAGCCAGUUGCUAGAUCUCUCUCUGAGCGUAACCUUUUUGAUUGUAAAUAACCUAUUUGUAGGCUAAGUUCGGCCACUUCGAUGGAUCUGGAUAGGACGUCUCGAUUUUUAAAAUGUGCCGCCAUUUUGUUGUAUGCGACAGACACCGGCAAUACCGACGUAGAUCGUCCAGUUGACUAGUAAAACUGUUCUACUUAUUAAAUACAGACAACGGAACUUAAAAACAUCACCAUUCAUUAUAGCAUUUGAAAUAGCUUGUUAGUCCUUUAGGUUCAUAACGACAACUUCCCAAAAUGUUCACACUCCCAAGACGUCCAGUUCACAAAAUGUAACACCUAUAUUUUCUUAAAAACGAAAAGGAAAGUUUUAUAGUCCUUUUUAAUCGUCUUAAAAAAGGAGGAGGCUCUCAGUUCAGAUGUUUGUUUAUGAGAUGCGCAUAUCGGCUUAUGAGAUGCGCAUGUAAAUAUAUAUUUUUAAACACUAAUUUUAUAACCUUAACAUUUUGAUUAAAAAAAAAACUAUUUAUAAAAUUGACGUUUUGAGAGUUGACUUUAUGGGAAGUGGACUUUUUGGGAAUUAUACAUUUAUCGUCGUUAUGGGAAAGUAGACGAAAUGGGAAAAGGACAUUUAUGGAAUUAGCAUUAUGGGAACUGGACGUUUUGGGAGUGUGAACAUUUUGGGAAGUUGUCGUUAUGAACCUAAAGGUUGUUAGUCACUGCCUUAGUUUCUGCCGUGUACAAUGAAAUAUGGACUUUAUAAACAUUUUUCUACGCCGUUAUUAGGCGAGUACUGCAGUUAUCGUAGAUUAGUUGUUUAUUAUUAAGACUGUCGGAGCUCUGACACUCAAAUGGUCUAAACGCAUCGUAGGGAAGAAAAAUCGUCACUUGUCUUCGGUUAUACGUAUUAGUAAAAUGGUUAAGUAUUAGUGUUCCGUGCCAAAUUCUAUGCAUUGCCUAUUUUUCCCCCAUGUGUAUGAUAAUUUAUAUUUUUAAAUUUGUCCAGUUUCUUUGACCAGUCUUAUGGUUUGGGGAUUUGAUGAUCGUGCAUGUAUUUCCAUGGUUAGCACUGCAGUGUCUAGCUGACAAUUAAUUAAGUAUAUACUGCUACUUUUUUGUAUAAGCACGGAUACCCAACAUGUCGGUCCUAGUCAGUGUGUACCUUUAUAGUUUGAUGUUCGCGUUGAGACCAUUUGAUGGACAGCUUAAUAUGUGUCAUAGAAAUACUCAUAACUUUGACUGGAUAUGGCACUUCGUUGAUUUCUGAACUUCUUUACGAGUGUUAUGUUGAUCGUGAACGAAUGGCACUUUCAGUAAUUCAGUAAUGAUUUUUCUGAAUAUAAUUUUUAAUAAUCGUGGUC
Molecule: messenger RNA, 4855 nt
Organism: Helicoverpa armigera (cotton bollworm)
Lineage: Eukaryota; Metazoa; Arthropoda; Insecta; Lepidoptera; Noctuidae
Exons: 7
Coding region: 420-2543 (707 amino acids)
Biological process (GO): protein modification process
Cellular component (GO): cytoplasm
Molecular function (GO): protein-L-isoaspartate (D-aspartate) O-methyltransferase activity
Source: RefSeq, a predicted model, not a curated record